Labeo rohita (rohu) is the source of this 1834-nucleotide messenger RNA. It is a transcript of the gene zglp1, whose product is annotated as zinc finger GATA like protein 1. Gene Ontology annotation, molecular function: zinc ion binding; sequence-specific DNA binding. Gene Ontology annotation, biological process: regulation of transcription by RNA polymerase II; spermatogenesis; oocyte development. Gene Ontology annotation, cellular component: nucleus. The coding region runs from base 185 to 1477 and encodes 430 amino acids. The record is from RefSeq and is a predicted model, not a curated record. Lineage: Eukaryota; Metazoa; Chordata; Actinopteri; Cypriniformes; Cyprinidae. The transcript has 5 exons.
UUAUUGACACGUGUUUAUAAUCACACAAACACAAACUCAUCAUCCUCCGGUCAAAACGCUGCAGCAACCGAAGCGUGUGUGGAUGCUGUGAUGCGCUUGCCGCGCGCGGGAGAUUUACUGUUACUUUGUAGCGGCUGCUGAGAGGAAAUUCGUCGAUCUGUUACAUUUAAACCGAUGAGGGAACAUGAGCUCUUCUCCACGUGAGCUUGCAGAAGAUGUGCAGCACCAGCAGGUGACCCAGUCCACCAUCCUCCUCCUGCUUCAGGAGGCCACGAAACUCGCUCCACCAGCGGCCGACGAGCGCUUGAGUUCUGGACCGUCACGUGCUGAGAGUCAAGACGUCGGGUCACUCGUUCUCUCCGGCCGUAAAGACUCACAGUUCACCGGUUCUUUCUCUGUGAUGCGCGAGUCUGAGCGCGGCAGCAGCGCGUGGGAAGUGAUGCGUCUGAUCAACCAGCAGUGCGAGCGGCUGCUGCGGUCCGGCUGCGAGGACGGAGCUCAGGUCGAUGUGGACUCCUCAGACGUCACAGAGACCGCGGUGAUGUCCAGACCUCGGUUUGAGCCCGAGCGUCCCGCCGUUUCCUGUGGCAGCGUCCCAUCUGACGCAUGUUUCUCCUUCAUCUACAACUCUGAGCCCACAAACGAGCUCACAGAUGUGGAGGAAAUCAAAGAACCCGAUGAUCUCGCUGAGCUCAUAAAGACGCACACAGCGGAUCACGUCGGCGCCAGCGAGAAAACUGAAAACACGUCUGUGCUGCACGACGAGUCCAGAGACCUGGGCCCUUCUGAUCAGGACGAGCCUGUUGUCCCGUCCACAGGAAGUGACUGUCCGCCCGUCAGUCCUCUUGACUUCACUUCCCGUCUGGUGUCUGAGCGAGACGCUGACAGCGUGUGGCUCCCUUUAAACGCCUCUGAAAACACACGGUGUUCCUCACAACCGGCCGACCUCAACAAUAAUCUCGUAGAGAGCGUGAAUAAGGAGCUCCAGGAUCGGCAGGACGUCCAAACGGGGACGUGGGACGCCGGCAGACGGGCGCAGAGGAAGCAGCCUCGUCCCGCCCGCAGCCCUGACCCGCAGGACCCCGACGUGCAGGGCGUGACGUUCAGCAUGUACCCGGAGCUGGACGCGGAUCGGAGCAGACUGAUCAUCACCUCCAACUACAGCGAGGAGAUCCGGCGCUUGAGGAGAAGCAGGAGCAGCAGGUGUCGGCCUCAGAGGACCAGCAGCUCAGAAGAGGAGAGCGACUCCUGCGCUCCGUCCCGAAGUAAGAUCUGCGCGUCCUGCCGCACGAGGAAGACUCCUCUCUGGAGAGACGCUGAAGACGGGACGCCCCUCUGUAACGCCUGUGGGAUCAGGUAUAAGAAAUAUCGCGUGCGCUGUCAGCAGUGCUGGAACAUCCCGAAGAAGGAAGCAAACACAAACUCCAAGUGUCUGAAAUGCGGCGACGUCCUGAAGCUGAAGUGCAGCAGCUGGUAGGACAUUCAUAAGCUCCUCACGUCUGCUGAAGCGCUCGGAUCUGAAUCUCUGGUGUCUGCUGAGAUGAACAUGUCUCUGAACAGACAGAGAUUCGUGAAAGUCUAACAACCGAAUCAUUCUCAGGGUUUGUUAUUGUGAACGGACGAAUGAAAGCUGUUCGGUCAGUGCUGUAUAUGACUACUCAAUUAUUUAAUUGACACAUUUCUUGUUUUGUUAACAUAUUUAUUGCUGAAUAUAUUUAUUAUUUUGUGUAUUUUCUUUGGUCACAGUCAUCUCUCUGAUUUGUGUUUCCACUGGCUGUGUUUGUGUUCAGAGGUUUUCUGUGCUGGAAUGAAAUAUUAAAUUGUAUUUAUAGUC